Messenger RNA from Polychytrium aggregatum, 1598 nucleotides. RefSeq names its product nucleotide-diphospho-sugar transferase. Bases 212 to 1393 code for a protein of 393 amino acids. Lineage: Eukaryota; Fungi; Chytridiomycota; Chytridiomycetes; Polychytriales. The record is from RefSeq and is a predicted model, not a curated record. Gene Ontology annotation, molecular function: glycosyltransferase activity. The transcript has 4 exons.
AAUCACGCCAUGCCCAUCCCGAUUCGAGCAGCACGGCCAGGGCCAAGCUGCACCGUCCGCAUGCCUACAGGGACCAGACCCUGCGGCGCCUGCUUCCGCCAGCGAUUGCGGGCCGCCCCCCCAAACAUCCAACCAUAUUUUGAGCCCACAGCUCGCCGGUCUGGCCAAGCGCCUCGUUUGCACAUCGCCGUCUGUUGAUCUCGCAUUCACCAUGGUAAACAAAUCCACGAUUUACGUGGUCGCCAUCCUGCUGACCCUCCUGGGAGCCACGUAUUAUGUGGCCAAUACAAUGGACUCUCAUAUCCACGAUCUCAAAGUCAAGACGGACGAACUGAUCCGGCUGCCUGUGUCGGCCUCGGUCGAUAGCCUCUUCAAAGACUUUCUCAAGCUGAAGGAUGACGACUACGAGAGAAUCUCCAAGCUGCUCGAUGAUCACGGCGCCUCCGAGCACGAUAUGAUGGAGGACCACAUCAAAACCGUUUUGGCAGAGAUUCGAGAAAUGAAGGGCGCGCUCUCGGAGAUCACCAGCGGAAAAGUUGCCUCGAAAGAGUCUAGCGAGAGGAGCACAAAACAAGCAAAGCCCCCCAAGAAAAAUGCAUACGGAUUCUAUGUCACCAACGACGAGUACGCCUGCGCUGCGCUGAUCAUGGUUCGCACUCUUCUGAACACCGGCCUUCGCCCGGGUGUUGAGAUCUUUGUCCUGGUCACCAGCGACGUCUCCGAAAAAUACAUCAGGAAGAUGAGGAAGAUGGGAAUGGUUGUCAAGCCCACCACGCGUCUGGAGGUCACGGCCAUUGGCGACACGCCAACCUGGUGGAAGCAGAGUAUGACCAAGAUGAACAUCUUCAAUAUGACCGAGUACGACCGCAUCAUCUUCCUUGACGCCGACGGAUUCGUCCUCAAGAAUAUGGACAGCCUCUUUGAUCUGCCGCCCUAUUUUCUCUAUUCUCCACGCGCGACCUACGUCACGGACAAACAGCCGUGGAUGAACGCUCAGAUGUACAUUAUCAAUCCGGCGCAGUGGAUCUAUGACAAGCAGAUCCACGUCUUUGAAGAAUACGAGUCUCGAGGCGAAGUGAUGUACGAUAUGGAUAUCACCAACGUAGUAUUCCGCCACUCCGCAGCCAUCUUGCCCGGAUACUACGUUGUUCUCAACGGCGUCCUCAUGGAGCCUCCGGGAACCCACAUCGGGUUGAUCGAGGGAUUCACCGUCGAGGAUGUCAUCCGGGAGGCCUUUGUGGUGCACUUUGUAGAAAAGCACACUGGGGGAUACGGAAAGCCAUGGCACGACGAUAGGACCUUCAAGGACCGACCCAAAGCUUAUCCGAUUGCGCACGACAUCUUCCGCAAAUGGUGGGCCUAUCAAGAUGAGUACUGUUUCUCAGAUUACUAAGCGGAAGAAACUCUCUCCAGGAAUUGAAACGAGAGGAUGUGAAGUCAUGGCCAAAAUGAGGAAUAUGAAUCGAUUGGACAAAUGGGACGGAAUGCGAUUGGGGAGAAAACAAUGGGCCGAGGAGAGAACUGGGAGGAAAGGGAAAUGGCCAUACGACAAAGAGACAGCCCCAAAUGACCAAUACACAAUACACACCAUGGGUGAC